Molecule: messenger RNA, 5772 nt
Organism: Pyrenophora tritici-repentis Pt-1C-BFP
Lineage: Eukaryota; Fungi; Ascomycota; Dothideomycetes; Pleosporales; Pleosporaceae
Product: KIP1, Kinesin protein
Biological process (GO): microtubule-based movement; mitotic spindle organization; spindle elongation
Cellular component (GO): microtubule associated complex
Molecular function (GO): ATP binding; microtubule motor activity; microtubule binding
Source: RefSeq, a predicted model, not a curated record
AUGGCCACCUCACCACCAGGCUCGCCCGCAAAUGGAGUCCCACGUCCCAUGAGCGCAAUGAUCCGGCCAAACCGCAGUUCCAGUCGCAUGAGCAUGAGCAGCAAGCCCAGUGGAAGCAGAGCCUCAGACGACGACAGUAGAACCGCAGUCAAAGUUGCUGUGCGCGUACGGCCUCCACUCCAACACGGCGAACCUGGCUACGAGCUCAUCCCCCAGCGCUUUCGCAAUGCCCUCUGUCACGUUACUUCACCCUCGAGCCUCACUGUAGACGCACCUGGCGGCAAGAAGGUCUUCGUCUUCGACCGAGUCUUUGGCGAGGACAUUGAGCAGGAAGGCGUCUUCGAAUAUGUCUCGGACAGCGUCAACUCGUUUGUACAGGGCUACAAUGUCUCUAUUCUCGCCUACGGCCAGUCGGGCGCUGGAAAGUCAUACACAAUGGGCACCACCGGUCCCCGGGACCAAGCGGAUGCCGAUGUCAUGGGCAUCAUCCCCCGUGCUGCGGCGUUACUUUUUGAGAAACUCGAGGGCUGCCACAGCCGCACCCCAUCAUCAGGCAUUCGUGCUCCAAGCCGAUUGUCGGGAAUGCACAAUGCCUCGGCCAAGUCCUCAUCGCCGGCGAACAGGAAUUGGCAGCUCAAGGCGACUUACGUCGAGAUCUACAACGAGCAACUUCGCGACCUUCUGCUCCCUGAACACAUUGCCGCUGUCGAGCGACCACAAGUGAACAUUCGCGAAGAUCGUGAUGGCCGCAUUCUCCUCACUGGACUGACUCAGAUACCCAUCAACUCUGUCGACGACAUGCUUGGCGCUCUCAACUUCGGCUCCGCAAUCCGACAGACUGAUGCAACCGCUGUUAACGCCAAAUCGUCCCGCUCUCACGCCGUCUUUAGUCUGAACUUAGUUCAAAAGAAGUCAUCCCCAGCCCCCCUUACCACUACACGUGAGAAGCGCCGCUCGGUCCCCAUCGAAAUGAUGUCAGGAUCAAGCGAAAGCUGGGUCACGGUCGACAGCAAGCUCCAUUUCGUGGAUCUAGCAGGAAGUGAGCGGUUGAAGAACACCGGGGCCCAGGGCGAGCGUGCCAGAGAAGGAAUUUCAAUCAAUGCCGGACUUGCAAGUUUGGGUAAAGUCAUUUCGCAGCUGUCAGCACGCUCGCACGGCGGCUAUGUCUCAUACCGCGAUUCUCGGCUCACGCGUCUUCUGCAAGACUCGCUUGGCGGCAACGCCAUCACCUACAUGAUUGCUUGCGUUAAUCCUGCAGAGUUUCAUCUUAGCGAAACCUUGAAUACAGUGCAAUAUGCACAGCGAGCACGCGCUAUCCAGGUCAAGCCACAGAUUCAACAGGUCCAUGACGACAGCGAUAAACAGGCCGCCAUCGACCGGUUGCGGGCCGAAGUCCAGUUUCUCCGGGACCAGAUACGGUUAUCCGAGCGUACGGAUCGCAAGAAGGGCAGUUCUCAAGAUCGGGGCGAGCGGCAGGACGAGCGCGAAGCCGAGCUUCAGAACCAAUUGCUCGAUGUUCAGGAAAACUACAAUGCUCUUAGCGCCCGUCACGCUAAGCUUAUCUCCGAGAUCACAAAGGCACGCGACAACAACGAGACGGAGACGCCCAUGCUCAAGGAUGCCAUUGGCGAUUCUGCGCUUGAGCGAUUGAAGCGUUCCAAUUCGUUCGCCGAAGCUGUCGAGUCUGUAGUGCUGGAAUACGAGAAGACGAUCCAAACGCUAGAGUCGUCCCUCUCUAAUACCCGCUCAACCCUAUCAACGCAUGAGAGCGAUCUCCUGGAGAAAGAGACGCGUAUCGCAAUUCUCGAAAGCCAGAACCACCACCUGCAAGCACGCAUUCAGAAAGCAAUGGAGCGGGACGCAAACAAUGAAGAAUACGUCCAGUCACUCGAACGCCAGAUCGACAAUUCGGCUAAUGGCAUUGAGAAGAAUGACACCGUCAUCUCUGAGCUGCGGGAGAAGCUACAAAAAGCUCGUGAGAACGAGACGAGCAGCGAGGAGUACAUUUCCACCUUGGAAGAGCGCCUAGCCGAGAACGAGCAGGAGACUGAGAUCAUGAGUCGCGAGAUUGAGCGACUCAAGCAUGUCGUUGAAAGGCAACGUAGCAUCGCCAAAUUAGACAAUUUGCUUUACGAACUCGACAAGGGUGACGGGAAAUCCGAUGAAUACCUCAACGGUCAUGCGCGGGCACCCAGCGAUCCCUUUCUCGACAAGCGUCCUAAACUGGAGAAGCGAGCCACGGGCGAAAGCAUGCAUCAGUUCGGCACACCAGUCGACGCCAUUCCCGAGGAGGCCGACAGCGAGCGUCCACACACCGCCAGCACAGCUGCUGCUCAUGGCCCAGAGGACAACUUGGCUGUCAAGGCUGUCGACGAACCUUCCAGUCCCGCACAAUCUCGCUUUGUUCACGACAAGCUCGACACUGUUACACAAGAGCUGCUUGAUCUACGUGUAGAACACGAAGGAACUCUUCAGGAUUACGAGAAGCUUGCUAGCAAGUACCAAGAAGCUCUCCGGACUCUGGCUGCUCUCCAAGACUCCGUCGACGAAGCUCGUCUUCGCGGGCCGGCAUCUGUGCCAUCUUCACGACCGGUGUCCUUCCUAGCAAACGCUGCAGGCAAUGGACCAACGGCAGAAGACGGAAAGAUGUCAUCAUCGAUGACAUUGUCUGCAGAGUUGUCUAUGGCUGAGGUCGGCAAUACCAGUAUAGUAGAUGACGACACAGAAGUUGGCGCUGAACAGAGCCCGGAGCGGUGCCCAUCAGCCACCUCUAUGCACCAAGAACAGCAUGUUCCGGAGGCUGUGUUGGUCCAAGAGCUCAAGGCUUUGAAGCUUUUAUACAACGAGAAGGAAGAACGCGUGGGCAAGCUGGAACAGGUCUAUGCUGAGCUGCAAGAAGAACAUCAGGACACCCUCGACUACGUUGAGGAGCUUAAGUCGGAGGUUACGAAAGCUCAGAUGAACAGGCCUUCUUCGCCAUCACUCCACAUGAUCCGCCGCAAGUCCAGCCAGGCAGUCCUUGCCAAUGACCGCUCUAACCGCGCUUUUGCCUCGCUCCGCAACCUUGGUCUGGAUACAUUCGAGGAGGACUCUGAUGCUCUACAGUCUUUCGAGCUCAAUCUGAACACAAUCAUGUCUGAGUUGCAUAUCCGGUCUGAACGAGUUCAGGACUUGGAGAUGGAGGUGCAAACCGUGCGCAAGGAGAUGGAAGGCAAGAUGACCUUGAUCAGCGGUCUGACCAAGGAACGUUCCAGCUUGAAAGCUAGUUCGCCUCUUGACAUCUCAAUUGUUGCUUCUAUGCAGGAGCAGAUGAGGCAGAACGAGGAGCAUAUCAAAGAGUUGAAGGAGUCACAUACUCAGCGUGAGCAUCACCUCCAGGAGCAGAUUGAAUCGCUCAAAGCUUCCGUCAGGCCCAUCGACUCAUCAGAGGAGGUAUUAUCACCACGACAGAUCCCUGACGCGCCAUCAUCGCUCAACGGAGUCGGCGUAUCUGAGGACGCUACUACUCGUCAUAGCGAGCUCACUAGCCUCACCGAAGAGGCUGCACAUUGGCAAUCCAAGCAUCUCGAGGCUAUUGAGGUUACCAGAGUUUCCGAGCAGCGCCAUCUCGAAACUGUCCGUGAGCUGGAGUCUGCGAAGCAACGCCUUGAAGUCGACCACGCUCUACGCUUGUCGGAGAUUGAGCAGACCCGAGGCGCAGAGGCUGAGAUUGCUCUACAGCAGGAGAGGUCCAAGCACGCUGAGCUCAUCGCCGCACUACAAGCUGAGGUCGACGAGCAUAAGUCAACGGCUAUCAAUAACGCUGCACGCCUUGCUGAGCUUGAGGAGUCACAUGCAAGCAUCAUUCAACAGAUUGAAGAAGACUCCGAAGCCCGUGCUCUCACCGAGAAGGAACUAGAUACUCAUCGUUCUCUCGUUGCAAACUUGGAGAGACAAAUUGAGGAGCACAAGUCAGCCAUUGAGUAUCAUGAACAAGGCAUGAACUCUAUUCAGGAAUCGCAUGCAGCUGAGCUCGAGAAGCUCAGACUGGAGCUUUCUACUCAUCAAGAGAGCGCAACUUCGCUAGAAGCUGAUCUCGUCAAGGCCAAGAGCGAGAUGACAAUGCUACUUGAGGGUGUUUCAGCGGCCUUGGGCGAAGAGACCGAUGUCAGCACCAUUGUAUCUCACAUUGAAUCACUGGUCGCAGAACGCAAGUCCAUUGCCACUCGACUUGAUGAGGCUGUCAGUGAUCUUGAAUCAGCGAGGAAGGAGCUUACGGAGGCUACCAAAACCAUCAGCACACUCAAGGGUAAUCUGAAGGAGUUUGAGGUCAUCAACGCCGAAACCUUGAAGGAGCUCGAGAGGGUCAGUGAGAAGGAGAACAAGAGCGCCCGCCUCGUCCAAGAGCUGGAAGACCAGCUCAACCAGAACUGGGACCAGCAUGAAGCUGCCAACAACCGACUGUCCGCUCUACAAACUGAGCGUAGUCGCGAGCUUCAAGAUGCCAUGACCCAUGGCGAUGAACUUGAGAAGGAAGUGCAAGAAUCGCGUAUCAAGAUUGCGCUCCUAGAGUCACAACUCGUGGACGCAAAGCGAAACUCAGCCCGUGGCUCCCUGGACCCUCGUGAUGAUCUUCAACGAUCCAACUCAAACAACUCCACCGCGCGCAAGAGCACAGCACACACGUCGUUGCCUUCGCCACCGCCCGCGAUUCCCCUUCCUCCACUCCCUCCUGGCAGCCCACCACCUCAAGCUGCUGCGCCUUCCCCACCUACCUCGCGCCACCAAAGCAAGGACAUUGCACAUGCUCAGUUGGUUGAGGACCAGGAGGCUCGCAUCCGCACCAUCGAGAAGCACCUCUUUGCCGAGAAGCAACUUACAGCUACUCUUGAGGAUGCUUUGACCGAUUUGGAAGCAUCAAGCACCAAGACCAAGACUGAUCUGGAUCAGUUCAGAAAGAAGUGCGCUAGUUUGGAAGAGGAACUGAACGUGAUGCGCAAAGAGCGCAGUCAAGCCCGUCACUCUCUCCAAGCCGUCGAGGAAGAGCGAAACGCACGUCUCCGCGUCGAGGCUGAGCGAGCCCAUCUGGAAGCCCGCAUGGCCGCCCUCAACAAUGCGCAAAAGAAGAGCAAGAAGAAGGGAACUCUGAACUGCUUCUAAGUUUCUGUGCUCACCCACACCAUACCUUUGACCUUUAUGUAUCUGCUUUUAUUCCACCUGCUUACACCGGCGCACUGGGAAGGAAUCAUUACAAUACCGCGCUACAUACCCCGAUACACCUGUUCGUCAUACUUGCCUGGACGUUUUCGACAGCAUUUUCUUCGACAUGUCUUUAUGCUUUCAACGAUUUGCAAUGCUCGCAUCUCUGGCACACAUACACCGUUGGACGAGCCAUGUCGCUUCGGACAUUGAGAAGUCCCUUGUUACAUACUUUCCCUUUGCCUUCUUGUUCUUCAUGUUCCUAUGCCCCAUACCCCCCUUUUCCCCUCUACUUGGUUUACCUUCAAUAAUGUAUUUUACUUGCGGCAGUCGACGGCUCGAGGGUCGUUCGUCUUGUCUAUUUGAUGAGCAAGCAGUAUGCAUUUGCACAACCCCUUUUUUUUGGAUGUGCAACAGCGGGGAGCGAGUGUCUUUUACUUUGGAGCAAUGAUUAUCUCGUGUAGAUAUCUUUUUCAUGUCUUUAUUCUCUUUGCCAAAUUGGGUGUUUUAUUCCACGAUUGUCGCGAGGACUGGGGGGAUAUGAGAGGCCUGGUUGAGGGGUAGUUUGAAAAAGAGAAUAUCAUGUCUUCCUUG